Molecule: messenger RNA, 1734 nt
Organism: Microthlaspi erraticum
Lineage: Eukaryota; Viridiplantae; Streptophyta; Magnoliopsida; Brassicales; Brassicaceae
Source: the annotation of a GenBank genome assembly
AUGGAAUAUCUUUUGCUAAUCUUAUCUUUCCUCGUUCUCUUCAUCAUUUCUCUAAAAUGUUUGCUUGGUAAAUGGGGAAGCAAGUUUAACCUACCUCCAAGUCCGGCGUGGUCCCUGCCGGUGAUUGGACACCUCCACCUCCUCAAACCGCCGCUUCACCGGACACUACACUCUCUUUCUCAAUCCCUCGGUGGGGCUCCAAUUUUCCGCCUUCGCCUUGGCAACCGUGUUGCGUUUGUCGUUUCCACCUUCUCCCUAGCCGAAGAAUGCUUUACCAAAAACGACAUCGUUUUGCUAAUCUUAUCUUUCCUCGUUCUCUUCAUCAUUUCUCUAAAAUGUUUGCUUGGUAAAUGGGGAAGCAAGUUUAACCUACCUCCAAGUCCGGCGUGGUCCCUGCCGGUGAUUGGACACCUCCACCUCCUCAAACCGCCGCUUCACCGGACACUACACUCUCUUUCUCAAUCCCUCGGUGGGGCUCCAAUUUUCCGCCUUCGCCUUGGCAACCGUGUUGCGUUUGUCGUCUCCACCUUCUCCCUAGCCGAAGAAUGCUUUACCAAAAACGACAUCGUUAUGGCGGAUCGACCGAAAUUCACUUUCGGAAGACUCGUUGAGUACAACUGCACCACCAUGGCCACUACGUCUUAUGGUGACCACUGGCGGAAUCUACGCCGUAUUGGCGCCAUCGAGAUCUUCUCGUCUCUUAGACUCGAUAGCUUCUUGUCCAUACGGUUUGCAAAGGUGGAGUUAAGAUCAUUGUUUGGGAACUUCAACAUCAAUAACAUCCUCAGGAUGAUAGCAGGAAAACGAUUCUACGGAGAUGGAGCAGAGCAAGACGACGAAGCAAAACGCGUGAGGCAGUUGCUUGACGAAGCUGUAUCAAGUGCCGGUGUCGGACAUGCUUCUGACUAUGUUCCGAUCCUGCGUUGGUUUACUAGUUAUGAGAGAGGAGUCAAGAAGUUGGCGGUUCGGGUCGAUGAGUUUCUUCAAGGACUUGUUGAUGAGAAACGUGCACAAAAAGAAAAGGGUAACACUAUGAUUGACCACUUGCUUGCUCUUCAAGAAACUGAACCUGAUUAUUACACUGAUGUCACCGUCAAAGGACUCAUAGUUGUUAUGAUCUUCGCUGGAAAUGUAACAUUAACAAGAACGUUAGAAUGGGCGAUGCUGAAUUUGUUGAACCAUCCAGAAGUGUUAAAGAAAGCGAGGAACGAAAUCGACACCAAAAUCGGUUUAGACCGGUUAAUAGAUGAACCGGAGGCUAAGAAUCUUCCUUACCUACAAUGCAUCAUAUCAGAGAUUUUUCGACUUUACCCGGCAGCUCCGUUACUUGCUCCACAUAGGGCAAUGGAAGAUUGCAUUGUUGGAGGCUACGACUUCCCUCGUGGCACGACGUUGAUCCCAAACGUAUGGGCCAUUCACCGAGACCCAAAUGUGUGGGAAGAGCCAGAAAAGUUCAAACCAGAGCGGUUCGAGAAGAAAGGAGAAGAUCAAAAGUUGAUGCCGUUUGGGAUGGGACGUCGAGCUUGUCCCGGGUCGGGGCUAGCUCAACGUGUAGUGAGUUUGGCUUUAGGAUCGUUGGUUCAGUGUUUUGAAUGGGAGAGAGUUGGAGAAGAAUAUGUGGACAUUAGUGAAGCAACUACAAUGCGUCCAGCGACACCGUUACUUGCCAUGUGUAAGGCUCGUCCUAUAGUCCGUAAAUUCUCAAUGCUUCUUUUUGAAAAUGUAACUCCCUAA